This is a messenger RNA of Dentiscutata heterogama, 430 nucleotides long. Lineage: Eukaryota; Fungi; Glomeromycota; Glomeromycetes; Diversisporales; Gigasporaceae. The record is from the annotation of a GenBank genome assembly.
CAAGAUGAUUCAUAGAAGAUUCACUGUUUUUAUAAUCAUUCUUUCGUGUACAAUUUCGGUUGGUAUUACUUCUGCAUUACAAGUAAAUCAAGAUGUAAUAAGCGACCUACUAUUGAAACGUCAGGCAUCGCCAGACACAACAGACACAAGUAGUUCGAUGCCAGCACCAACUCUUCCGGGAACCCAAUUACAAAUGCAAUUAGUAGUUGGACCGACCGCCGCAUCUGCACUUCUUGCUCUGUGUGCUAUAUCAAUAAUCGGAGGCGGUAUAACGAGAAUGUUUUCGCAGAAAGACAAAAGUGUAAAUAUUAUAACAAAUAAUGAAUACAAAGAACUUGAGGAUGUUAGGACAACCAUUGUAACUUUGAUAAUGGCCUGGUCUACUAUUAAUGUUGCGAAGCGAAGUUAUGAAACCUAUAGAACAAUUUAA